Drepanopeziza brunnea f. sp. 'multigermtubi' MB_m1 is the source of this 861-nucleotide messenger RNA. RefSeq lists its product as uncharacterized. NCBI's taxonomy places the organism in Eukaryota, Fungi, Ascomycota, Leotiomycetes, Helotiales, Drepanopezizaceae. The record is from RefSeq and is a predicted model, not a curated record.
AUGUCGCCGUUGACCCCAACCUCCCGGGCAGCCGCUUCAGUCAUGAAGCACAUUGAGAGGGUUCAGAAGGCCCGUCGACAAGUUCGACCUUCUGCGCCUCCUGUCGCCGCCACGCGACAGUCGACAACCUCAAUUCCCUCUCUCUCUCCCGUCCCCCGGAUCGGGACGGUUUCAGCACCCCUCCCAGCCGCCCUGCCACAGCGGUUGAGAGCCGACGGAACCGGAUCUCGGAUCCCGGGACCACCCCCUUCGGCGUUCACCCGCCGCAGCCGCCACAUCCUCAGCUUUCCGCUGAGGAUCAGCCCAACCCCCCGUCCGACCCCUCGGACAAUCCAACAGACGACGACCUCGACGGAGACUUCAGUGCCGCCACCAUUGAAGUCUGCCAUCCGCCGUGGACCGACUUCCCUCGCGGCCAAGUCGGUUCACUUCGAGGAUCCUGUCUGGAUCAAGGCCGAAGUCCGUGUCUUUCCUCGGGAAGACUCUGACUUUGGCAACGUUCCUUGGGCGAAGACUCCCGCCCACUUCUACCCCGCUGGCCCUCGCCCUCACAUCCAAGGAGUCGGCCAAAACAUCACCGUCCGGAGCCCGCCAUCGACCAGGCAGCCACAGUUCUGGCGCCACUCGGGCACCUUCUUUGCGCCGCACAAAGUCGGUGUUUGUGGUGAGCAUGGGCAGAUCCGACCAGGAGUGCCGACCUCCUGCGAAUUCUGCGCCGAGCGUUACGCCCUCGGUGCUUUCCUCCCAAAAGUCCUCGACGACAUCAACGCCUUGGAGGAUUACACCGACACUGAGCUGUGCACAGCUCUGUACGAUGAAUCCAAGGCGUGGCAUCUUUGUGAGGGUUGUGAGGAGUGGUAG